Messenger RNA from Sclerotinia borealis F-4128, 783 nucleotides. NCBI's taxonomy places the organism in Eukaryota, Fungi, Ascomycota, Leotiomycetes, Helotiales, Sclerotiniaceae. The record is from the annotation of a GenBank genome assembly.
AUGCAGCUUGUAGCCGUUGCGAGCUCCAGUACAUUUGCCAACUCUAUCAAGAGGAGUAUUUCGUCUGAAAAGAGAUGUCAUAUCUACAAUGGUCAUCGCGAGGUUGACACUAGUAUCAAUACUGCCAACAAAACAUCUUCUCGUGGAGGAGAUGUUGACGGAGCCAUUUAUCGUGCUGCUGGACCAUCCUUAUUGAGGGAAUGUCGAACUACAAACGGUUACAUGACUGGAUCAGCAAAGAUCAAAUGGCAGAUCUUGUCUGAGAUGAGUAUGAUGUCUGCCAGCGUGCUGACCUACACAUGCAGUGCCGAAAUCGGAUCGCUCCUGAAUCCUGGGUGGAAAAGGGCGACACAAGAUGAUAAAGUACGCCGGUCUUCCUUUGACUGGUCCGUCUUGUAUGUUUAUUGUAAAUGGUAUACCGGCAAUGGUAUACCGAUACUACAUGAAUGGUAUGAAUGGCAUGAGUGGGUGUACCGGCGGCCACAACUCCUCUCCUCUACCAGUGCCAACAAUCUGUUUACGGCUAAGAGACUCGCAUCAACCUCCGCCAGGGGUUCUGCUGCUACCAAAAUCACGAUUGAGACAUCUAUGCAGACCACCACACCACAACUUACACCCAGAACCUGUCCUCUUACCACAGCAUGUCUAUCUCAGUUCUUAGGAACUAUGACCGCUGGUUCGCAGACCAACGGUACGACAGAAGCUUAUCCGGAAUGGAAAGAGGGAGUGUUUCUCAACGAUACAGGGGAAAUAGUACCAGAUCGAGAAGUGAGAGUUUUUUGA